Phyllostomus discolor (pale spear-nosed bat) is the source of this 2215-nucleotide messenger RNA. RefSeq names its product leucine rich repeat containing 75A (gene LRRC75A). The record is from RefSeq and is a predicted model, not a curated record. The transcript is spliced from 4 exons. NCBI's taxonomy places the organism in Eukaryota, Metazoa, Chordata, Mammalia, Chiroptera, Phyllostomidae. Bases 135 to 1172 code for a protein of 345 amino acids.
UCGGGGAGCGCGGAGGGCGGAGCGAGGGGAGCGCGGGCCACCAACGCCACCGCCCCCGCCCUGCGCCGCCCGCGCGCAACAGUUCCCCCAAAGUUGCAGCCCCAAGGCGGGCCGCCGGUCGUGGGCGCCACGGUAUGGGCACCCGGCAGACCAAGGGCAGCCUGGCGGAGAAAGGCAGCCCCGGCGCGGCGCCUGGUCCCCGCCGCGAACGGCCCGACUUCUGGGCGUCGCUGCUGCUGCGCGCCGGGGACAAGGCGGGGCGCGCGGGCGCCGGCGCGGGACUACCCCCCUACCACAGGCGCGUUAGCAUGGUCCAGGAGCUGCUGAGGAUGGUGCGCCAGGGCCGGAGGGAGGAGGCAGGGACGCUGCUGCAGCACCUACGCCAGGACCUGGGCAUGGAGUCUACCUCGCUGGACGACGUUCUAUACCGCUAUGCCAGCUUCCGGAACCUGGUGGACCCUAUCACGCAUGACCUCAUCAUCAGCCUGGCUCGCUACAUCCACUGCCCCAAGCCGGAAGGUGACGCUCUGGGUGCCAUGGAGAAGCUGUGCCGGCAGCUGACAUACCAUCUCAGCCCCCACUCCCAGUGGCGGCGGCACCGGGGGCUGGUGAAGAGGAAGCCACAGGCCUGUCUCAAGGCUGUCCUAGCUGGAAGCCCACUGGACAACACAGUAGACCUAUCGGGCAUCCCACUGACCUCCCGUGACCUGGAACGGGUGAGCAGCUACCUGCAGCACUGUGGGGAGCAGGUGGACAGCGUGGAGCUGGGCUUCACAGGCCUCACAGAUGACAUGGUCCUACAGCUGCUGCCAGCACUCAGUGCACUGCCCCACCUCACCACGCUGGCCCUCAAUGGCAACCGGCUGACCCGAGCCCUGCUGCGUGACCUCACUGACACCCUUAAGGACCCCAGCAAGUUCCCCAGUGUCACGUGGAUUGACUUGGGCAACAACGUGGACAUCUUCUCAUUGCCCCAGCCCUUCCUGCUCAGCCUGCGCAAGCGCUGCCCAAAGCAGGGCCACCUACCCACCAUCUUGGAGUUGGGCGAGGGCCCAGGCUGUGGAGAGGAAGUCCGGGACGGAACAGUGGGCAAAGAGGACCCUGGAGGGGAGCUUCUGGCUCCUGCCAAGGACUAUGAGGGCAGGGAGACCACAGGUGCAGCUCAGACGUGACACGAAGUGGGGCCUUGUGGGGUAGGGUGGCUGAAGUAGACUAACAGCUCCUACCAGGGCACUCAAGCCAUCACCUAACACAGGCCUGGGCAAACCACCCAUGGGAAAGUCAGAUUGCAGAACCUGGAAAAGGCAGGUUGUGUAAUGCUUCUCACUGGUCUUCCCUCUUCCCCCUUGUUACCUUGGUUUGGCUGCUGAGAAGCUAUCCUUGGCCCAAAAGAAUCAAUCCUCAGCAUUCCUGGAUUUAGGGAGUGGGUAUGCUGGUAGCCUAAGAUGUGAAGAUGUGAGUGGGUUGUUAAAAGCUCUCUCCCAGGAGUGUAGUUGGGACCCUACAUCCAACCCUGGACUUCCCAAAUUCUACAUUACAGUUGUCCUGUUCAGGGCAGCAAACUCCAGGCAGGUAGAUGCUAACUGUGCCCCUGCUCCAGGCAUGUUGGAAUCUUAGCAGCGCUUCUGAGUGAGGGAGGUUGGGGUAGGGGACUGGCCACCAGGUUCCAGGAGCCUAGACUCCCUAUAAACUAUGAACUGAAGGCCAUCCACCUCAUGGAGCCAUGGGCUCCUUUUAACUGACUUUACAGGCAGUCUCUGCCCUCAUACCCAUGAUUCCAGAGGUCUGCCUGUGAAACCAGCCACCUUUCAAGAGUAUCCCAAGGUGGCUGGGGCAGACGCAUAAAAGGUCACUGCAAAACCCUAUGCCAUAAUCAUUCCACACACCACCACAGAUGACCAGACUGUCAUUCCCAGUGUUGUCCUGUGCAAGCCAGAGCACUGCCUCUUUAAGUAGGGUCUAAGGAUGCUUUUCCCAUAAAGUUCCAUGAGUCCCUAAGUAUCCUUGGCACUUUGAGCACAUUCCCAGAACCUACUAUGGAAGGCUAUUAUCAAACACCAAGGACCAAAAUGGUACUAAAAGCACUCCUAUAAAUUCACUGAAAACCUGCCUCCAAAGAUGGCUAGGGGGAGGAAAACUAGGCCCCCAAAAGCAAAGGUCUUCACCCACUGUUACCUAUGGCCUAUCAUUAUUAAAAAAAAAACAAAAAAAAAAA